UCCGCUCCCAUUGGCUGGGGGAGAUAAUCGGUCAACCGGAGGUCUUGGGGAUAUACCAACCGAGGGCACAGGGCAACAUGUUUACCCCCACUCUCACUCACAAUUAGCCGUUUCACCGCUUUAUCAGGUUUUCUAAAACCCGCCUGAGGAGGCGUACCGACCAUGCUUUUGUGCCGCACGGUGAGGCUUCUGGAUCGGGCUUUCAUCCGUCCUGGUUCGGUUCUGGUGCGACUUAGAGUAAUCGGGCCGGCGGGAGAGACUCUGACAGCCCGCGCGGGCUGCACGUUUCAGCGGCACCGGCUCCUCUCAGGGUCCGGCGUCGAACGAGCGCACCUGGGUAAACCGGAACCUGGAUCCCGGGACUGGAGGAAGUCGGCUGGUUUUGUAACCUCAGACUGGGGACACCUGAACCGGGUGGGAUCCGUGGCUAAGAGCCUCUCCGGGUUGAGCAUGACGCGCCAUAGCUGCGGAGGAGACACGAAAAAGCAGAAGGACGUGUUUUUGUUUACAGGUAACACCAGCAGCAGCACGCAGAGCAGAGCUGCUGCCACAGACACGAAGAAUGAGGACAAACGGGAUCUCCAGGAGGCCUCCAGCACCUCAGCCUCAGAACAGAGUCCGGCGGACAAACCGGAGCCAGAGGAAGGAAAACCUAACAAGACCCAGCAGCUAAAGAAAGUCUUCAAAGAGUAUGGAGCAGUGGGGGUUUCCUUCCAUGUUGGGAUCUCUCUCAUGUCUCUGGGAAUGUUCUACCUCCUUAUAUCCAGUGGGAUCGACAUGGCGGCUCUGCUGUGCAAACUGGGCUUCAACGAGUCGGUGGUCCAAUCCAAAAUGGCAGCAGGGACCAGCACGUUCGUCCUGGCCUACGCCAUCCACAAGCUCUUUGCUCCGGUUCGCAUCAGCAUCACUCUGCUGUCGGUGCCUCUCAUCGUCCGCUACUUCAGAAAGACCGGACUCUUUAAACCGCCCACGCCUGCACCCUGAUGGCUCUGCUGCUCUCUCAUGCUGCUUCAUUAAACAAACAGAAUGAUCAGAAUCACAGCGGCCAUUUUUAUUUGCCUUCAUGCAUCUCAUGUUUUCUCUUUCAGGUGAAACUUUUCUACGUUGUGGUUCCCGCUGUAUCAGAUACAGGAACACCAGUUUUUCUGUUUUAUUAAAGCUAUGGGUGUAUUUUGGAA
Molecule: messenger RNA, 1178 nt
Organism: Nothobranchius furzeri (turquoise killifish)
Lineage: Eukaryota; Metazoa; Chordata; Actinopteri; Cyprinodontiformes; Nothobranchiidae
Gene: mims2
Product: family with sequence similarity 210 member B
Cellular component (GO): mitochondrion
Source: RefSeq, a predicted model, not a curated record